Dichotomopilus funicola is the source of this 738-nucleotide messenger RNA. RefSeq names its product Isy1-like splicing factor. Gene Ontology annotation, cellular component: post-mRNA release spliceosomal complex; Prp19 complex; post-spliceosomal complex. The record is from RefSeq and is a predicted model, not a curated record. Bases 1 to 738 code for a protein of 245 amino acids. The transcript has 2 exons. Gene Ontology annotation, biological process: mRNA 3'-splice site recognition; generation of catalytic spliceosome for second transesterification step. NCBI's taxonomy places the organism in Eukaryota, Fungi, Ascomycota, Sordariomycetes, Sordariales, Chaetomiaceae.
AUGGCGCGCAACUCCGAAAAAGCCCAGUCCAUGCUCUUCCGCUUCCGCGAAGCGCAAGCAGCAGACCUGGGCAUCAUCGACGCGGGGCGAUCCCGACGACCGCGCGGCAUCACCGAGCAGGACAGCAUCCCGGCAUGUGAGAAGUGGCGCGGGCAGGUUCUCAAGGAGAUCUCGCGCAAGGUGUCACGCAUCCAGGACCCGGCGCUGUCCGACUACCAGAUCCGCGACAUCAACGACGAGAUCAACAAGUUGAUGCGCGAGAAACACAUGUGGGAAGUGCAGAUACGAAAUCUCGGCGGGCCGAAUUACACGCGCAGCGGCGGGAAGGUGUAUGACGAGGCCGGCAGGGAGAUACAAGGGGGUGGGAAGGGGUAUCGAUAUUUUGGCCGGGCGAGGGAGUUGCCGGGGGUCAAGGAGUUGUUUGAGGCCGCGGCGAAAGCGAAGAAGGAGGACGAGAAGCCACUGGAAGAGAGGAUGGAUUUGAGGCGGCAGGUGAAUGCGGCGUACUAUGGCUACGCACCAGGGGAAGAGGAUAAGGAGCUGUUGGAAUACGAGUGGGAAAGAGAGAAGAUGGCCUUUAAGGGGUUGGCUAAGGCCGGGCCCGCCGAAACACCGCCUGGGUGGGAGCCAUUGCCAGGGGAUAUAGGAGAUGGGCGAGCGUGGGAGCUGCCGACGCUAGAUGAGGUUCAGCAGGAGCUUAUUGAGCGGCGGCGGCGAAAGCUGUUGGAUCAGUUGUAG